AUGCGCUACCCACACUACAUGGACGUUCGAUGGGGUUUCCUCGCGCUUUGGCGCGCCCACCUCAAGGGCCGGCUCCGGUACCAAGACGUGCGGAACAAACAGCGUGCAUGGACUGUCACCAACCGCCGCCUCUGCGUGACGCUACCGUCGGAAGAUGAGUCGGAUAUCGACGCGCAUGAGGCCAUAAUCACGAAAGUGCGGGAAGCUCUCGCGUUGCUGGCGGUGGUGGCGCAGGUUGACACCACCGCUCUGGGUUUCGUACUCAGCAACUACUGUGAAGUAGUUGACGACAGCUCAGAGACUUCUUUCCAGUUCGAAAGCGACAGCCCAGAGACUGCUUUCCAGUUAGAAACCCCCUUUCGACUCGAGAUCGGGACGAAUCCUAUCAGCAACGGGAACGUUCCUCGGGACGACCUCAUUCUGCUUUGUGGACCGGGUCAACAUGAAAAUGCAAGCCACGAGUAUAGCGCGGCACUGCAGCAGAUUGCAGAGCUGGGCAAAAGCCUGAAGCUGGGGGAACCAGGGGUCGAAGUAGAAAUUCCCGUCCGAGUCGACUUUUCUUCCGGAGGCGGGGGUGCUCAGUUGAAUGAGCUUCUAGAGGUCGUGGCUGCAGAAAAGAUGAUCAAGGAGAUGUGGAGGGAUUUCUACAGUAAUACCCCCGGAGAGCUGACUGUUGAGCCAGGAAAGCUUCGCUGUAAAUUCGUGCUGGAGCCGAUGCUUGCGGAUAUCGUCGAUGCACCAAUUGAGCCUGAGCUGGUAAAAAUCGUGGAACAGUUUGUGGAGGGAAACGUGUGGUUUUCUCGGCUCGAGCUGUUCUUACAAUUCGAUCCGGAAAUUAAGGCAGGUCGGUGGAUUGCGAGGACUCUGUUGGGAAAGCUACUGAGAUCUGUGUUUGACUCGACACGUCGAUCAUUCGAUGUCGCAAAUGGCCACUACCACUUCAGAUUAGAUGAUGGAAACUUUCACCAGUUCCGGGAACCUGAAGUGGCGUAUGAUUCUGGCAAUCCGGAACCUUCAACAGUUGAAGCGUUGUGUGCUGCGAUGGUGCUGACACAAACAACGCAUGCUUUAGCUCUGGAGCUAGACUUUCAGCCGGAUGAUGAAGCUGGAAGUCGUUUUUGGUGGCGGUGGUUGGCCUACGCACUUUUUUCACGUCGAGCUCGCUCGUUUUCAUCGAUUAAGCAUCUCAAAUUGGAUUUUGUCGGUCGCUUGAGCGUGGAGGAUGCGGAGCUAUUUACUGCGAUAGUAUUGUCGGACCACCCCGAAGAAGAGCUCUUUGGUAGUCGUCGUGGUCGUGUCGAGGAGUACUAA
Molecule: messenger RNA, 1311 nt
Organism: Phytophthora sojae
Lineage: Eukaryota; Oomycota; Peronosporomycetes; Peronosporales; Peronosporaceae
Exons: 1
Coding region: 1-1311 (436 amino acids)
Source: RefSeq, a predicted model, not a curated record